CCAGCCGGGCGGCCUGCAGGCGCCGGACAGCGCCGGCCCCGGCUGUCAGGCCGUGUGUGAAAGUCCAUCGGCCGAUCGAAGGGGGCGGAGAGGGGCCGGGGGUGUCACGCCGUUUGCCUUUCAGGUUACAGUCAUUGCCAUUAACCCUUUGGUGUUUACCCCACGAUCAGACAGAGAAGGCUUUGGGGCCUGUCGUGCUGAGUGAAGGUUGAAAAGAUGGGAAAUGCAGAAAGCAAUGUCUAUCAGAAUUACCUUUCCAGAUUUCUUCCUGAGGAGCAGACUGACAUUGAUGAAGUAUUUGAUGCCUUAUCAGGAUCCAGUGGCUCAGCUGGAGCAAAAAAUGUCAAAGCUACAAAGAAAACUGUGACUCUGGCAGCACUACAGGCGUAUUUGCGAGAGCCAUUGCCAGAGCAAAUGACUGUUCGGUUGUACAAUGGAAUGAAAAGUAUUGACCUGACUGGGAAAUCAUCUGGGCUGAGUGAACAGAUUGCUAAGGAGCAAUUUGUAAUUUUUAUGUCAAACCUCUUAAAAGGGAAUGCAAAUGAGAAGAUUACCAUAAUAAUGAGAAUGAUCUCCAAGACAGAAGGGCCUGUGAAGGGCAAACAAAUCCAAGAGUUCACAGAGGAUCUGAUCAUGUCUGUAGUCCAUGUACUGAGCUACAGGAAGGAGCUGAAAGGUUGGAAUUUGGAGAAUACCAGGGAUUCUGAAAGUGGAGUAAAAGCUCUGGCUUCUCAGCUGCUAUCAGAAUUGAAGCUUACAGAUGGGACAAAACCUGUGGGUCCUCAGCUGAUGGAGACAAGUUUUGAUCAACGUGUCAUUGAGGAUUGGGUGUACCGAGUUCCACAGAUCUCAAUUUUCCUCAGUGUUGUUAUCAGGCAAGGCCUCCAUGUUCUGUAUUCUCUCCCAGACCAAACUAAUGACAUCCUCAACCUGGUUCCACGCUGCAAAGGCAUCAAAGGAAGAGGAUUUGUCAGCCUCCUUGACAUCCCAUCCAUCAUAUACAUCAACUCCCAUCUGCCUGCAGAGCUCCAGCACAAGUGGCAACUUUUAUUUUCUUCUAGACUUCAUGGAGAAAGCUUUUCACAGUUAUGUGGGCAUAUAGUGGACAAAGGUCCUUGCAUAAUGAUCUUAAAGGAUUUAGAUGGUUAUAUCUUUGGUGGGUUUGCAUCUCACUCCUGGGAGGUGAAGCCACAGUUUCAAGGUGACAACCGAUGCUUUCUGUUUUCUGUUUAUCCCUCUCUUGCUGUGCACACAUACACAGGGUAUAAUGACCACUACAUGUAUUUGAACCACGGCCAACAAACAAUGCCAAAUGGACUUGGUAUGGGUGGACAACAUGAGUACUUUGGCCUCUGGAUAGACAGUGACUAUGGGAAGGGCCAUAGUAAAGCCAAACCUCGAUGUACCACCUACAACAGUCCCCAGCUGUCAGCAAAAGAGGAUUUUACACUGGAUGCCAUGGAAGUUUGGGCAGUGGGAGACCUCCCUGAACGUGCAGGGACAAAAGGUAAGAAGAGUAUCCUGGAUGUAGAUCCUGAGGCUCAGGCCUUGCUAGAAAUGAGUGGAAAAAGUCGUCAUAGCGAAGGUCUACGAGAACCUGUUGAAGAGGAUGAUGAUGAUGAAAACUGAAAGAAUCACAGUAACAUGAAGAACCUCUGGUUUAUUUUGCUCCUGAAUGUUCAUGUUCCUUGGACUGGAUUUUUUUUCCUGAUUUUUUUUCCUUAUCUGGGACAAAGCUCAAGCUUCAUACUUACAUAAUAUUAAACUCCAAUACAAUAUCCUGCCUGAAAGGUUUUGUUUGGAGAGGACUGAGACAUUAACUAGAUACUUAACCAUUAGACAUCUCUUAAGGUCUAGCUGAAUGUGAAUUUGCUAGCAGUCCUGAUACAUCCUGUCUGUAUAAUGAACUAAAAACAAAAGCCAAAGUUAUUGACAGCAUGGCUUACUGACUUGGAGAAUUGAUAUGUAUUUGAUAAAGAUUGUUGAAGACACCCCUGUGUCUCAGCUGCACUUAUUUAUUUGCAUGGAAUGGAAUUAGUCAGCAAAGCUUACAAGUGUUGCUGAUGGUCUCACAUUGAUAAACACAGAAUAGUCCAUGUGAUUCUAUAUGAGGGAUGCUGUUAAGUCACAUUGCUUCAGUUAAAGCACUAAAUGUCAUGUUUUCUAAUAUAAAUUUCAGCAAGUGACUCUAUAUGGUCUCUAAGAUGUACAGAAUGCCAAGCAUACAGGAUCCAGAUCUAUUAUACUACACACUACACCUUAGUGCAUUUCACCUAAGAUGUUUCUGCAGAAGUUUCCUUGCUGCUUUUUAAACUUAGUAGAACAGAGCCAUUGGGAGUCAUUCAGCCAUGCUCAUCCUAAGAGCAGGUCAUAGCUCCAGCAGAGGCUCUCUGGGGAAGAUACCACCUUUAGUAGCCUCACUUGAGACUGGAGUAAAAGAUGAGGCUGUAAAAAGGAUUAGGAAGCACUCACAGUUAAUUGGGAACAGUAGCUGCAGGUAACAUGAUUAUUUCUUUUACAGGGUUAUAUCUUAAUUAAACAAGUUGCUCCUGCUGUCCACUUUAUCUACACACAAUUAGUCUUUACUAUAUUGUGAAAAAAAAAAGCCUGCCAAGUGAAGUGUGACUAGUUGGUGGAGGUUUCUGCUCUCUUUUCUUGGCUGUUAUCAGUCAGUGUCAGGUCUCUUACACUCAGGGCUUUUUCUACUUGAAUCCCUUCACAUCUAUCAGUAAUUAUUAGUCUGACCUUGCUAAUUCAAUGUAUAACUAACUUGUCAAAAAUAACCCUAAUUUCUUCCAGGGACUGCCAUUUCUAACUCAACAAAUUGUGUUUGGUUGUUGGUAUGUAUGCAUGUCAGUCUGUCUCCUCCUAAGGAGAAGGACUUUAGAAAGUCCUCUUUGUCCUAGCAGGAUUUAUUCUUCCCUGCAGCUUAGAGUAAAAGAUGUGCUGUAACAGUCUACAGAAUUACUGUGAUUCUUGAUCAUGUGGCCUUCCUUCAAAUGAUUUCUUUUAGCAUUUUCAUGUAUGUGGUUUUUUAUUCCACCUGAUGUUUUUCCCAGGGAGCCAGAUUUGAACAUUCUGCAUAGUCUCCGCUUGUGCCUUAAUGAACAUCCUAUUUAAAAAAGAUAUUAAGCAGUAUGAAUUUAGCCUUGAAAGGAGAGCAUGAAGAAAAGGCUCCAACCAGACAUCCUAGAACUCAACUGUGCAUUUUGUAUGCUACCUGAACGGAGGGUUGAGGCAUAUAUGCUGUUUGUUCCAGUACAGAGGCUGCUGUGAAAGGCCUGAGCUAAUGUCCUUUUAAGUUGUAUUUGCUUAAAUAAACCAGAUAGUCACCCAAGUCUGUAACCUAUAGAAAAUAAAUGUAAGCAGUAAACACUUA
Messenger RNA from Colius striatus (speckled mousebird), 3379 nucleotides. It is a transcript of the gene MEAK7, whose product is annotated as MTOR associated protein, eak-7 homolog. NCBI's taxonomy places the organism in Eukaryota, Metazoa, Chordata, Aves, Coliiformes, Coliidae. Gene Ontology annotation, biological process: TOR signaling. The transcript has 9 exons. The coding region runs from base 217 to 1629 and encodes 470 amino acids. The record is from RefSeq and is a predicted model, not a curated record.